ACACGGCACAUGGGAGGGGAGGAAAGAGGGGGAGAGGAGGAGGAGAAGAGGGGGCGAAGAGAGGGAGAAGAGGGGAGAGGAGUAGGAGAGGAGGGGGAGAGGAGGGGGAGAAGGGGGGGAGAAGAGGGGGAGACGAGGGGAGAAGAGAGGGAGAGGAGGGAGAGGAGGGGAGAGAAGAGGGGUAGAGGAGGGAGAGAAGGGGGAGAGGAGGGGGAGAAGAGGGGGAGAGGAGGGGGAGAGGAGGGGAGAAGAGGGGGAGAGGAGGGGGAGAAGAGGGCGAGGGGGAGAAGAGGGGGAGAGGAGGGGAGAAGAGGGGGAGAGGAGGAGGAGAAGGGACGAAGAGAGGGAGAAGAGGGGAGAGGAGGAGGAGAGGGGAGUGGAGGGGGAGAAGGGAAGAGAAGAGGGGAGACGAGGGGGAGAAGGGAGGGAGACGAGGGGGAGAGGAGGGGGAGAAGAGGGGAAGAGGAGGGGGGAAGAGGGGAGAAGAGGGGAGAAGAGGGGGAGAAGAGGGGAGAAGAGAACGAGAAGAGGUGGAGAAGAGGGGACGAAGAGUGGGAGAAGAGAGGUCCAGAAAUGCGGUAGGAGUGGUGAUGAGGUCGAUGUUGUGA
Messenger RNA from Closterium sp. NIES-67, 608 nucleotides. The record is from the annotation of a GenBank genome assembly. Lineage: Eukaryota; Viridiplantae; Streptophyta; Zygnematophyceae; Desmidiales; Closteriaceae.